CUCUCGCUUCCGGUCGUCCUCUGACACGCUGGGACGAAGCGGAAGAGAGAAUCGUCUCCGCGGUGGUUUGUUGCUUCCCGUCCGCGAGUCCAGCAGUGUGUCUUUGUGCGGGUGCGUGCGUGCGUGCGUGCGUGUGUUUAUGAAGUCGGAAGGGGGGAAAUAAUCAGCUUUUGUCUGCUGUGUUUACAUCCGACCCCCGAGUUAAAGCAUCCGGGGGAGGAGGAGGAGGGAAUGGAGUCUCACGGCAGGGACGAGCUGAAGGGUCCGGUGCUCCACAUCGUGGUGGUUGGAUUCCACCACAAGAAGGGCUGUCAGGUUGAAUUCUCGUACCCGCCGUUGAUGCCCGAUGAAGGUCACGACAGCCACCUGCUGCCAGAGGAGUGGAAGUACCUCCCCUUCCUGGCGCUUCCCGACGGGGCGCACAACUUCCAGGAAGACACUGUGUAUUUUCACCUGCCGCCUCUGAAUGAAGACAUGAAAUGUGUCUACGGAGUUUCCUGUUAUCGCCAAAUAGAAGCAAAGGCCCUGAAGGUGCGACAGGCCGACGUCACCAGGGAGACGGUGCAGAAGAGCGUCUGCGUCCUCAGUCGAGUGCCUCUCUACGGUCUGCUUCAAGCUAAGCUGCAGCUCAUCACACACGCCUACUUCGAGGAGAAGGACUUCUCGCAGAUCUCGAUUUUAAAGGAGCUGUACGACCACAUGAACGGCUCUCUGAGGGGCUCGGCUCUGGAGGGGUCACAGAUGUAUCUCGGUUUAUCGCCGAGGGAUUUAAUUCUUCACUUUCGACACAAGGUCCUCAUCCUCUUCAAGCUCAUCCUGCUGGAGAAGAAGGUCCUCUUCUAUGUGUCUCCUGUCAACAGACUAGUGGGAGCUCUGAUGACCGUGCUAUCACUGUUUCCAGGUAUGAUCGAGCACGGCCUGGCGGACUCGUCCCACUACCGGCCUCAGAGCAGCGUGUCGGAGGACCCGACUCUGCUGGAGAGCGUCUCCGGAGCCGAGGACUUCGUCUCCGUGUCCGUCACCGACUUCGCCGACGGCGAGCUGGAGCUGGCGGGGGCCGCCGCGGAGCCGGAGCCGGGGGACCGCCGCCGCCACCUCCUCAAGCCGCCGCCGCCGCGCGUCUCUCCGGAGUCCUCGGAGAGCGAGUGGGAGACUCUGGACCCCGCCGUGUUGGACGAGGGUCCCCAAGAGGCCGCCGCGGAGGGCGGCGAGACGGAGCCGCUGCUGGACGCCUUCGACUCCGAGCCGGCGACGCCCAUCACGGUGCAGCCGCAGUCCGCCGGCGGGCAGGGAGGGGUCGUCCAGGGUCUGGUGUCCGGUCUGGAGGAGGACCGGUACGGCCUGCCGCUCCCCGUCUUCACCAAGGGUUACCUGUGUCUGCCCUACAUGGCCCUGCAGCAGCACCACCUCCUGUCGGACGUGACGGUGCGCGGCUUCGUGGCCGGUGCGACCAACAUCCUCUUCCGCCAGCAGAGGCACCUCAGCGACGCCGUCGUGGAGGUGGAAGAAGCUGGAGUCCACGUCCAGGACCCGGAGCUCCGCAAGACCCUCAGCCUGACGACGGCGGACCUGCGCUUCGCCGACUACCUGGUGAAGCACGUGACGGAGAACCGCGACGACGUCUUCCUGGACGGGACGGGCUGGGAGGGCGGAGACGAGUGGAUCCGGGCGCAGUUCACCCUUUACCUGCACUCGUUACUGUCCUCCGUGUUACAGCAAGACAACGAGAGGCUGCUCGCCGACUACGGCGUCCCGUUCGUGACGGCCUGGAAGAUUACCCACAACUACCGGGUGUGGUACAGCAACAAGCACCCGGCCAUGGCCGCCAUCACGCCGGGACACCCGUUCCAGGGCCAGUACAGUGUUGCUGACGUGAAACUACGACUCUCACACUCGGUGCAGAACAGCGAGAGAGGGAAGAAGAUCGGGAACGCCAUGAUGACCACGAGUCGCAGUGUGGUCCAGACGGGGAAGGCCGUGGGUCAGUCCGUGGGCGGAGCGUUGACCAGCGCUAAGUCGGCCAUGUCCUCCUGGUUCUCCACAUUGGCCCCGCCGCCGGCGGUGACCACCGCGGAGCAUCCGGAGCCCUCCGCAGAAGUCCAGCCCUGAAAAACCCCCAAAACCCAGCAGACUCUGUCCUCGUCCUCUUCCUGCCUCUUCCUGUUCAGUGGACUCGAGAGAUGCUUUUAUGAAGGAUGAUCAUAAUAAUGACAGUCUCGUCCUCGACGCUGUACAGUCCACACAUAUCCACUGUGAGGCAGAGAAGACUGCCCGGCGGCUCUUUUGAUCAAAAAAAACCCCCAAAAAUGUUCAGCCGGCUGCAUCGUGUCUGUUCUGCAUUUUGAUGGAUGCUUUUUCCUGCGAGACGCUGAAGACGCCGGCGUUUUGGUUGUGUUUUUUUCUCGCGGUUUGACAGAAAAAAAAAAGCAUGAGCUGUGGCACCUUUUUAAAAAAAAAACUUUAUUUAUUUUUUUUGGACUCUGUGGCGUCUCGGUAUGUAAUCGCACUGUGGUUGUCGUGGUAACUGCAUGAAUUCUUACGUAAAAAAACAAACACAAGCUUCAUAUUUUUCCUUUUUAAGUUCCUAUCAGUGGGUAAAAUGUAUAAAUAAAGCUGUAAUAAGAGCUGUUAUGUUAGCCAACAAGAUAACGCUAACAAACUUAGCUCGCUAAUUCUACUUUAAUUUAAUUAUUAAUAAUUCUACACAUUUACAGAACAAUGUUAAAAAUAUGAAGCGCUUUAUUUUAAAUAUUUGACCAACAGUUUUAAUUAUCGAUGCAUUCAGUAAAGUUUCAUUUUACUUUACGGACAUCACGUCAAUUUCUGGUCUUCAAAAUACUCCUUUUUUUUUUGAUAAUAAGAUUUUUAAAGAUGACGCAGGGAAUUCUCCCCUUUCUCCAUUUUGACAUUUUAUUCAUGGCAUUUUUCCACAUAAAUAAAUACAUUUCCAAAAAAUCAACUGGAACUUUCACACCAACCCGACGUAAUUACAAAAACCCGAACGCCGUUACUGCAAUAACCACCACGCCGUUUACGCGAAUCCUCGUGUACCCGAUGCCUGAAGCCUCCCUCGACUAUGAAGGAACCUGCACCCAGCCGUGUUUGUCAGGGUGCUUGUUCACCCUCACCCUUUUUUUAUACUACACGUUAGAAAAAGUAUAUUUAGUAAUAGUAAAUAGUUUAAAGUCGGGUAACUUAUUUAUUUGCUUGCGCAUAAACUCAUAGAUAUCCAUUGUUUUGUCAUGACCAACACUGGAAGAAAGAAAAGUCCCUCUGCCUCUGGCAAAGCAGCCAUUAUAUUCUAUUUAUGUGACUCUU
Cyclopterus lumpus (lumpfish) is the source of this 3318-nucleotide messenger RNA. RefSeq names its product AVL9 homolog (S. cerevisiase) (gene avl9). NCBI's taxonomy places the organism in Eukaryota, Metazoa, Chordata, Actinopteri, Perciformes, Cyclopteridae. The transcript is spliced from 16 exons. The record is from RefSeq and is a predicted model, not a curated record. The coding region runs from base 232 to 2109 and encodes 625 amino acids. Gene Ontology annotation, cellular component: cytoplasm.